Molecule: messenger RNA, 3069 nt
Organism: Pangasianodon hypophthalmus (striped catfish)
Lineage: Eukaryota; Metazoa; Chordata; Actinopteri; Siluriformes; Pangasiidae
Product: cytochrome P450 7A1
Exons: 6
Coding region: 500-2041 (513 amino acids)
Biological process (GO): bile acid biosynthetic process; cholesterol homeostasis
Molecular function (GO): steroid hydroxylase activity; iron ion binding; heme binding
Source: RefSeq, a predicted model, not a curated record
GUAACGCUGAAAAGUUUGAAAAACGAGUUUAAUGUUUCAACAAAAUAAGAAAUGCAUAUGUUGCUCUGUUUUUAAUUUGUUUGUCAUUUUACUGGUGUGUUACCUGGUUUUGUUCCAUGAUUGCUAUCUAAACUAAUUUUUAAAAAAUUUCCCCCUUAGUGUAUGUGUGACUCUGUUCCUGUUAUAUCCCUGCCUUAAUGAGGGACAGGAAAAUUACCAGGCUUUGGCAUUCACUGUAAUUUCCCUGUUAUUCUUCAAAUCCUGUUUCUUUAAGAAUAAGAAACAUAGCUUCCACUCAGGCUUAAAGAGAUAAGACCUGUAUAAAAUGGGUAUUUCAUUUCAGCUUAUUUCACAGCCAGGGGCAGCACACCGGAUGCAAUAAUGCCCCUCUUACAGUGAGUGGGAGGGGCUCGUAGAGGGUUAAAAAGAGCCAGAUGGGACAGAAGGAAAAGGAGCAAACAGAGAAGAGAAAGUGGGAGUAAAUGCACAGAGCUUAGGCAUGGCUACAUGGAUUCUUGUUGCCUUUCUCGCCAUUGGUGUGUCGUUCCUGUUAUUGAGAGCCUGUGGGUCUAGGACAAGGCGAGCAAAAGAACCUCCACUGGUGAAAGGAUGGCCUUUUUUUGGUGUAAUUCUGGACUAUGGUAAAAACCCAUUGGGCUUCCUGCAAGCAGCUCAACAAAAGUAUGGAGACAUCUUUACAUGCCAACUUGCGGGGAAGUACUUCACCUUCAUCACGGAUCCUUUCUCCUUCUCCGUGGUGAUGCGCCAGGGCAAAAACCUCGACUUUCACAAAUUCGCUAUGGGUUUCUCUCAGCGGGUGUUUGGUCAUGCUGAUUUUACAUCACCGCUGUUCAGCGAAAGCUACCGAGAAGUGCACUCACUCUUCAGACAAACACUACAAGGUCCACCUCUUCAGCAACUCAGCCAGAACAUGCUUAGGAAUCUGCAGACUGCUUUCCAACACUGCCUGCCAAGUGAGAAUGGCUGGAAAGAGGAGGGUUUACAGUGUUUCACCACGCGCAUCAUGUUUGAUGCUGGAUUCGUCACUCUUUUUGGUAAGAAGGCAGGGCUCCUUCAGCCAGAAGAAACAGGAGCUGUUGGGACAUGCAUGCAGAAGGUGAAGCGGGAUUUCUUGGCAUUUGAUGGGGCUUUUCCUGCACUGGCGGCUGGCGUGCCUAUUGCGCUGUGCAGACGCGCAUGGAGAGCGAGAGAAGCAUUAGCUAAGGGACUGCUGCACGGGGAGCUUUAUCACAGGAUGUGCAUCUCGGAUCUGAUUCAGCGCAGGAUGGACGCCUUCGAUCGCAUGCACCUGGAUGAGACAGGAAAAGCACGCACACACGUCUGCAUGCUCUGGGCUUCACAGGCCAACACACUGCCCGCUGCCUUUUGGAGUCUCUACUAUACACUGAGAACUCCAGAAGCUUUUGUUGUGGCUUGUAAAGAGGUCGACCUAAUCAUGGCACAGAUACCAAAUGACAAACCAAUCAGCCUGUCCAAAGAGCAGCUGGAAUCCAUGACUGUGCUUGAGAGUAUUAUCAAGGAAGCUCUACGCCUGUCAAGUGCUUCCAUUAUGAUCCGAGUUGCAAGUGAUGACUUCAUUCUGACACUGGACUCGGGUCAAGAGGCAGCUAUUCGAAAAGGAGAUUACAUUGCUCUCUACCCCCGACUCAUACACCUAGACCCUGACAUCUACCCGAACCCAUUGGAGUUCAAGUACGACCGAUUUUUGGAUGAAGAGGGUCAAAGACAGAGCCAGUUCUUCAAAAAUGGCCGACAGCUGAAACACUACCUUGUGCCAUUUGGUUCUGGUGCCAGUGAGUGUCCGGGUCGUUUCUUUGCCAUGAAUGAGAUAAAGCAAUUUCUCAUGCUGGCGCUCUGGCACUAUGACUUACAACUCAGUGAGCCUGAUGUCACGCUGUCACCAGAUCGUACCCGUGCCGGCCUUGGCAUCCUGCCUCCUUCACGAGAUGUACUGCUUAGAUACAAAGCAAGAGCAGACAGGUACACAGAGAGAUCCUGGGAGAAAAAUGCUAAUGAUUAAUAUGUCAGUUGAAAAACAAAACAUACCAUGUGUUAAACCAAAACCUAAAAGAGCAUUCAUUCAGAUUUCUUAGUAUACUUCUUGAUGCAAUGUGGCCUCUUUAUUAGGUACAUCUACUCUAAGGCUAUGCAUAGCAAGCUUUUACUAUUGCUUUAGCGCUGUACUAAAGCAUACUGGGUUUGAAAUGAAGCAAUGGCUCUGAGGUUAAAGUGAAGAAUAUCAUAUUUAUUUGGAAGGUAUUUUCCUCUAUUGCAUAAACCACAGAGGAAUUGCAUUUUAUGCAUAUGGAAAAAGUAACUAAAUUUUAAGUAAAAUUGUCAUACUGCAAAUCUAUUAACUGGACCCUAUACUCUAUAAACAGAACAGUAUGCUCCCUGGUGAUGUUCUGCCAGGCCCGUAGCCUUUUUUCAGUCCCUGCUAUGCUUAGGGGCUUUUUGACAUUCCUUUUAUACAAGUUAAUCAUUCUCUCUUCAACUAUAGUAUAAAAAUAUGUUUAUUAGGUACAACUAGAGUAGCUGUACUUAAUGAAGUGUCUACUGAGUGUACAUUGAAUUGUUUCUUUAAUAAUGUGUGAAUGUAUGGAUGUUUGUCAGCUUUCACAUGCAAAUUUAUUUUUUCUGUAUUUAGAAAUGCUUGCCCUUUAUUGAUUGUGCAUAUACUCUAUAGUAUCAAUUUGCAGUAUUAAUGUACACCAUGUGUGUUUGUAAGACUGAAAAAUUACUGAUAGUGUGUAAAGGACUGGUUGGAUUAAAGAAAUUGCAUGUCUGCUGGUGGAAUGUAAAAGUUAAAAAACAUUUACUGAAAAUCAGAGUGUAUACUUAAAUGGGAAUCAAGGGUGCAGUAGCAUUACUUCUACUUUUAUUGUCGUCUGCUUUUUUUUUUUCUUUUAUUGGGUCCUUAUUAUUCCACCAUGUGAACUAUUGAAUUUAUGUGAAAGAAUGAUGUCAAAUGAUCGUCAUGCUGAUUAAGUGGAUAUUUGUAUGUCAUAUUUAUUUCACAAAUAAAUAAACUCAUAUAUUUCAAAUUUA